Molecule: messenger RNA, 1145 nt
Organism: Musa acuminata AAA Group (dessert banana)
Lineage: Eukaryota; Viridiplantae; Streptophyta; Magnoliopsida; Zingiberales; Musaceae
Product: WAT1-related protein At5g64700-like
Exons: 7
Coding region: 1-1035 (344 amino acids)
Cellular component (GO): plasma membrane
Molecular function (GO): transmembrane transporter activity
Source: RefSeq, a predicted model, not a curated record
AUGGAGAAGACGAAGCUUUGCCUGGUUGUCCUUCUGAUAAGGGUUAUAUACGCAGGCAUGCAGAUCAUCAUCAAGGCGGCAUUCGAUGGUGGCAUGAACACCGCAGUCUUUGUCUUCUACAGGCAACUAAUUGCCACCCUUUCUUGGAAGAGAGCUCCAGCCCUGUCAUUCUGGUUGGCCUUCAAGAUGUUCAUGCUUGCUUUAGUUGGGCUUGCUGGGACUCUAUAUUUGUACUCCGUCGCUCUGGAUUACACUUCAGCAGCGCUGGCAUCUGCAGCAAUAAAUUCCAUCCCGGUGACUACCUUCAUUUUGGCAGUAAUAUUUAGGACGGAGAAGGUGAAGGUAAAGAGGCACUCAGGGAUCGCGAAGCUCUGCGGAGCAGGACUGUGCAUUGCAGGCGCUUUGACCAUAGCUUUCUACAGAGGACCUCGUUUGAACCACUUGAAUCGCCAUCACGUCCUUACGAGUGGGAAUCAAGCUCAGGUUCAUCCUCAUCCCUACAGCAGAUGGGUCUUGGGGACCUUCCUCAUGAUCGUCUCCAACCUGACAUGGUCACUGUGGCUCGUCUUACAGGAACCAUUGCUGAAGCAGUAUCCUUCAGAACUCAUGUUCACCACUCUGCAAAGCCUCUUCAGCGCCAUCCAAACAUUCUUCAUCACUCUGGCGAUCGAAAGGGACUUCUCGCGGUGGAAGCUGAGCCUCGACAUGGGACUCAUCUCAGUGGCCUACUGCGGCAUCGUCGUCACCGGGCUCGCAUUCUUCCUGCAGUCAUGGACGAUACAGAGACGAGGCCCUGUUUUCUUGGCCCUAUCAGCUCCACUGACGAUGAUCAUCAUCAUGAUGCUCUCGCCUUUCCUCCCCGGAGUCUUCGUCGAUUUGGGGAGCGUCCUUGGUGGAGUUCUCAUGGUUGGGGGCCUUUACAGCGUCCUGUGGGGAAAGAGAAGGGAGCAGAAAGAGGAAGAAAACCCAACAGCGAAAGAUACCAAAGUUUGCUUGGAGGAGAAAGAAAUGGCAUCACCAAGAGAACUUCGAUGAACAUGAUUCUGGAAUCGUUGACAUGCAUAGAAUAUGUGAUAAUGUACCCCUUGCCAAACAACAUAAUCUAUUAAGUGUUAUUAUUACAUUGAGGCCGUUGACUAUCGAGU